Molecule: messenger RNA, 6122 nt
Organism: Bacillus rossius redtenbacheri
Lineage: Eukaryota; Metazoa; Arthropoda; Insecta; Phasmatodea; Bacillidae
Gene: Nedd4
Product: E3 ubiquitin-protein ligase Nedd-4
Exons: 18
Coding region: 261-2945 (894 amino acids)
Biological process (GO): protein polyubiquitination; ubiquitin-dependent protein catabolic process; regulation of dendrite morphogenesis
Cellular component (GO): cytoplasm
Molecular function (GO): ubiquitin protein ligase activity; sodium channel inhibitor activity; protein binding
Source: RefSeq, a predicted model, not a curated record
AUAAUUUGAUGUUCGCGCUCGUUACGUGUCGGAAAUGGUGGCGGUAGUGACGUAAUAUAACACAUCUAACGUCCCAAAAUAUCUCAUUGACAUCAGCAUUAAAUGAUAAAAUGGGAUAUAUAAUAUUAUGCUUUUCUUUUUAUAAAUAUGUACUGUCUGAAGAAAUGUUUUCACAGUAUCAUUAAUAAUGGAGCUAACUGACUUGUGUUAUUGCGAAAUGGUUGGCCUGCUAUGGUGGAUGUAGUGUUGGGUGUUUUGGAAUGCCAAUCGAAGAAGUGAAUCGUUUCAUGGCCAGAAGGAGUGAGUAUGGCUACAUUCCAUCUCGAGAACUGGAAGAACAGAAUAAUAUAAUAGGAAGAAGAAAUGAACACGGAUACUUAACUACGCCUGGGGACGAUGGGGAAGUGGAUACAGAACCAACCAACAAGCUGAGAAUACGUGUGAUAGCAGGUCAUAAGCUAGCCAAGAAAGACAUAUUUGGAGCAAGUGACCCAUAUGUUCGGAUAGACUUGAACACUAUAAAUGGUGAUGAGACCAUUGAUUCUGCUCUUACAAAGACAAAAAAAAAGACUUUAAAUCCUCAGUGGAAUGAAGAAUUUGUUUUUAGAGUUAAACCUGCAGAACACAAGCUGGUGCUUCAAGUGUUCGACGAGAAUCGCCUUACCCGUGAUGACUUUCUUGGAAUGGUCGAGCUGACGCUCCUGAACUUGCCCAAAGAGCAAGAGGGCAGGAACAUUCCACCGAAGCAGUACGUCCUCCGCCCGCGCAGUUCCCACCCUCCCAGCGCCAGGUCCCGGGUGAAAGGACACCUGGAGAUUUACCAUGCUUAUGUUCGAGAGCCUGCGGGUACAGCAGACGGCCAGCUGCCCGUAGACCCCGCCAACACCACCCAUUCCUCGGAUUCUGAUUGGGAGCUUGUCGACUCGGACGCGUCGCAUCCGUCCACAGAAGUCGCUGCCCAGCCGGUGUUUGUCCUGAACCAGGAGCAGCUGUCGCCGCUGCCCGCCGGCUGGGAGGAGCGCCAGGACGCCAACGGCCGCACCUACUUCGUGAACCACGUGGCUCGCACCACGCAGUGGGAGAGGCCUACCGUCAGCAAUCUUGGGAGCAACGAGCAUCAGCAGAAUGUGCGCGAGCGCAGCCUGGAGUCGGCUGCUACGGAGUUUCAGCGCCGUUUCCACAUCAGCGUCGACGAGAGUGAGAACAACCGGCGUGAGAGUGCGUCGACCCCGCAGUCUGAUCUGGACUCCGGGGCUAGCGGUGACGAAGCGGGUGGGAGUAGUGAUCCUGAUGGUAUUGAGGACGAAGACAGUGAUGUGUUUGACGGAGGGGAUAAUGGUGUAGUGACGAUUAACGUUCAGGAGACAACAGAUGAACCAGACACUGGGAGUCAUGCUCCGAUUGAGUCUGAAACGCCGCCUCAGCCGGAGCAGCGAGGACCUGCGCCGGGGGCCAGCGGGGAGGGCCUGCCCUCCGGCUGGACGAUGCAGGUGGCCCCCAACGGCCGCAUGUUCUUCAUCGACCACAACGAGCGCACGACCACGUGGGUGGACCCGCGCACGGGGAGGGCCAGCCCCAUGCCCAACCAGAGCCAGCCGCCCAGCCGGCGGCCGGAGGACGAGCUGGGCCCGCUGCCCGAGGGCUGGGAGGAGCGCGUGCACACGGACGGCAGGAUAUUCUUCAUCGACCACAACACAAGAAGUACACAGUGGGAAGAUCCCAGGUUAUCGAAUCCUCAAAUUGCUGGACCAGCUGUGCCCUACUCUCGUGAUUACAAGAGGAAAUAUGAAUACUUGAAAUCACAGCUGCGGAAACCAAACAACGUUCCAAACAAGUUUGAGAUCAAGGUGCGGAGGGCACACAUCUUCGAGGACUCGUACCGCAUCAUCAGCAGCGUGAACCGCAUGGACCUGCUGAAGACGAAGCUGUGGGUGGAGUUUGAGGGGGAGGUGGGGCUGGACUACGGGGGGCUGGCCCGCGAGUGGUUCUUCCUGCUCUCCAAGGAGAUGUUCAACCCGUACUAUGGCCUGUUCGAGUACUCCGCCAUGGACAACUACACGCUGCAGAUCAACCCCUUCUCGGGGCUGUGCAACGAGGAGCACCUCACCUACUUCAAGUUCAUCGGCCGGAUAGCAGGGAUGGCCGUGUACCACGGCAAGCUGCUCGAUGCCUUCUUUAUCCGUCCAUUUAUGUAUGUUUCAGCCUUCUUUAUCCGUCCAUUUUACAAGAUGAUGCUUGGGAAAGCGAUAGACUUGAAGGAUAUGGAGAGUGUGGAUUCAGAGUAUUACAACUCCCUCUUGUGGAUAAAGGAGAAUGAUCCUAGUGAACUAGAACUUACGUUUUGUGUGGAUGAAGAGAGCUUCGGCCAUUUUUCUCAGAGGGAGCUGAAGGCGGACGGUGCAAACAUUCCUCUUACCAACGAAAACAAAGAUGAAUAUAUAAGGCUGGUGAUCCAGUGGCGGUUCGUGUCGCGGGUCCAGGAGCAGAUGCAGGCGUUCCUCGACGGCUUCAACGGCCUGGUGCCCCUCACCCUCAUCAAGAUAUUCGACGAGCAUGAGCUGGAGCUGCUGAUGUGCGGCAUCCAGAACAUCGACGUCAAGGACUGGAAGCUGAACACCGUCUACAAGGGCGACUACCACCCCAACCACAUCACCGUGCAGUGGUUCUGGAGGGUUGUGCUGUCAUUCAACAAUGAAAUGAGGGCACGGCUGCUGCAGUUUGUGACGGGAACGUCUCGCGUGCCGAUGAAUGGCUUCAAGGAGCUGUAUGGCAGUAACGGCCCACAGCUGUUCACUAUAGAGAAGUGGGGGACAGCUGAGAACUACCCCCGAGCUCACACAUGUUUCAACCGACUGGACUUGCCACCUUACGAGAGUUACCAGCAACUACGGGACAAGCUCAUCAAGGCCAUAGAGGGAUCUCAAGGCUUUGCCGGCGUCGACUAACUGUGGUGCCAGCUUUUGUGAUACUGUACUGUUAUAAAAAUUUUAUUUCCUUGUAGAGGUGGACGGGAUCUCGAAAUGCGGGAUAAGUGUCUGGAAAUAGACCUUUCCCGAACUUCGGGAAAAUAAUUUUUCUCUUCAUAAUACCUUGGAAAAAACAAUUUUUUUUUAAUAGUAAAAACCUCUGGUAAACUAUUUUUUAUAUUGCAAAAAUAUUUUAUACUUUUGUUUUUGUCACCAUCUACAUCAUAACAAACCACAACUUUGCACAUGUAUUAAACAGAUAAAACAUAAAGAUAUCACACAAAAAAACAUAUAAGCCCUAUCUAUGAAAUGUAAAUUCAAGUCCAUAAACACUGUUAAAAAUAAUAACUUUGACUGAAUAAAGUACUCAGUGUAAUCAAACAUAUUAUCAAUUUAUUUUUACUUUUGACGAAUGCAAUAAUCUUUACCGUAUAUUUAGAUUGUGUUCAUAAAUGAACUUCACAAGAGCAGCAAUGAACAAUGUUGCCAAACAUGUGAAAAUUUGAAAUGAUACUAACUCCAUUUGUAACAAAGAAACCAAAUACGCCAUAAAAUAUUUAGGCUAUAAUUUCUUGUUCGAUUUUCAGAAAUAUCAGAGUGAUUUAAAGAUUUUGCAGUUGAUCAUCAUGCAUGAUCAAUAGUAAAUUACGUAAAAUGAGUGUGAUUCAAAAGUGGAGUGUUAAAAAUGUUUAUGGUCAAUUUUAUGAAAUAUUUUUUUUUUUAAUUUGGCAUUCCAGGCCAGGCCAUAGUGGCAAAAAGUGAUCCAGGUAACUUCAGCACCUAUUUAGAAAUUAUUCAAAAAAUUAACUGAUAACAGGAUGCUAUGCACUUUUGCCCUUCUGUCCUAAAAACAUGGUUCAACAGGAAUGCACAGCACAUAAUAUAAAUUAAAGCUAAACAUGUUCUUAUGUGUCAAUAUUUUUUUGUGAACUGGAAAGUAUUUGGACUAUUAAUUUGGAUGUUUUAUAAAGAACUUAUAAAUUGCACUUUUAAUAGCAAAUUUUUUUUUACCGUAUAUACCAAGUGAAAUAUUUCAAUACUGUUACUUUCGAGCUCUAUCCGAUAGUGAAGUAAAAAUGCCAUUCCCGUCCACCUCUAUUUACUUGUAUUAUAUUGUACAUAUAAAUAUAUAUAUAUUAUAUCUUCCAGAAAACUUUAUAUAUGCAUUGUAUACACUUUUCUGUUUUGUUUGUGGCUGUUAUUUCCGUGUGCAAUAUUAUCAUCAGUUGGCAGCUCACGUGUUCCAUAAGAUUAUCUUGUCCGAUACUUAUUUUAUAUACUCACUCAGCCGAUAUUUUGUUCCGUUAUUUAUAGACAAGUUUUUAAAUUUUGUUGAUUUUUCUCAAUUAAUCUGAGUGAUCAUGUAUUUUGAUAUUUGAACCAACAUAAAUAUGUGAUAUAAUUGUAUUUUCAGACAUUCAAUCAUUUUUAUAUGAAUUCUUAUUUCUAGUUUUGUUUUUACAAAGGUGGUGUCAUUAUUUUACAUUAUUUAAUGAAAUGUUUUAGAAAUGGAAACUUUUUCUUCUUCAGAAAAUGAAAUUGUAUAGCUAAACAAUCAUAUAUCUUUACUCAAGAUUACAUCACAGGUGGUGUUUUUGUUUUAUUUGGUUUUAAUUAAUCUGGAGCAUUAUGUAAAGUGUUUUUACCAUUUAGGUGUGUUCGUUUAAAACACCAUUUUGGUCAACCGAAAAAUAAAAUAUUCACAUUUGCUGCCAGUGUUGCCAUUACAGCUAUUGACAUAAUAAUAUUUUCCAUGUACCAAGUAGGGUGGGUGAAGUGAGUUAUUUUAUUUUGAAAUAAAUGUAAUUAUUUUAAAUUCUAAGUUUUAUCAAAUAAUAAGAUUUAAAUAAAAAUCAAAUAAUUAAUAACAUUAGAUUUUGAACACAGAAAUAAGUAUGUUACAUAUUUACAACGGUUUCCAAUUCAGUUAAAAUGCAGUCAUUUUUUUAUGUCAAACUUAACUUUAAUGGAACGCAUGUCAUUUUAUCCUGGUCUUGUUUAACACCAUAGCGAAGGUGGAAAAUAUCUCCAAACCCAUGGUUAAGGCAUCACAAUCAAAGAAUGCAAUUUAUGCAUACAUGAUGACAUUUGCUUCAAUGUCAGCCGGGUUGGUAACAUGUAGCAGACCACGUUUCUGUGGCCACACAGAUUACAUCCUUCCUAUACCUUUACGUUGCAAAACUAAAUCUUUCUUCUGAAGUAAGAUAAGUAAAGUCAACUCUCUGAUCUUGUAACUAUGUUCAUUCUAGUCACCACCUCAAUUUUUUAGUCUAAAAAGUAAGGACUGCACAAAGGCAAAUGUAAUAUUUGUCAAAUAUUUAAAAUACUGGCAUUAAGUUCGUGUUAGUUUGAAGUUUUGCCCACCCCCUAAGAUAAACUUGGCAACUGUGGCUUGGUAUAUGUCAUAGUCACGUAAUCACUUCAGUUCAGCUAGACCAGCCAGUUGGAAGUGGUGUGAUCCAAAAUUAUCUUGUUAAAAUAUUCAUAAUCACAUUAAAUCUAAUUAUUUAUAAUUUGUGAAUAUGUUAAAAAUAAAUUGUGAUGUUUGUAAAUGUAACUUUUAAUUAGGUUUAAAUAAUUGCCCAUUUUAAACUGUUGUUAUUUUUGGGAAAUUUACAUAUUUUUCAAAAAAAGAAUAGGUGAUUGAAUCAUAGAAGCAGAAUUUUUAAGAACUUGGCUUUGUAACAUUUCAACUUUGAUAACAUAAUGUUGUAUUGCAACUCUAAAAAAAAGCAACUUCAAUUUAAGGGUUUGAUGCUAUUCGGCAGUGUUGUUUACCAGUAUGUUAUCAUUUGUCAGUAUGUUGUGGAAAGACUGAUUCAUGUUGGUUAGUAAGCGUUCUUCAUAAACAAACUACUUUGCACCACUUAUAGGCUUUGUUUAUUUUUAUUUCUAGCAUAAACAAUUAGUACAAUCCUUUCUUAAGCACACAAAAGUUUUGUCAUAUUGUUUUAAAAUAUAGUGCAUUGCCUAGCAAAUAAAUAUAAGAGUUUAUUAUCUGUAUGAAAAUUUGAUUGCUUUCCCAACAAGUGGAAGAGUUUGGGACUGAUCUUCCACUGAAAAGUAUGCUUAUUGACCAAGCACCUCAUAAUAGAGAGUAUGUAGUUAUCAACUGUUCAUAUUUUGAAAAAUAAAAAUGUUUUCUUUUUACUUAAA